AUGUCCUUCCUGUUUAGCUGGAUCUACAGUGGUUUCAGCAGUGUGCUGCAGUUUUUAGGUUUAUACAAGAAAAAUGGAAAAUUAGUAUUUUUAGGGUUGGAUAAUGCUGGGAAAACCACAUUGCUACAGAUGCUUAAAGAUGGCCGAAUGGGUCAAUAUGUUCCUACACUUCAUCCAACUUCAGAAGAAUUGACAAUUGCUGGAAUGACAUUCACUACCUUUGAUCUAGGUGGACAUGCACAAGCACGCAGAGUGUGGAAAAAUUACCUCCCUGCCAUUAAUGGCAUUGUGUUUCUCAUUGACUGUGCUGAUCAUGAUCGGCUUGCGGAAUCUAAAGUAGAACUUGAUGCACUACUUGCAGAUGAAACCAUUAGCAAUGUUCCAGUCCUGCUGCUGGGCAACAAGAUUGACAGACCAGAGGCCAUCAGUGAAGAAAGGCUACUGCACACUUUUGGACUUUAUGGGCAUACUACAGGGAAGGGGAAGGUACCACAGAAACAGCUAAACACCAGACCCAUUGAAGUGUUUAUGUGCAGCAUAUUGAAGAGACAAGGUUAUGGGGAAGGAUUUCGCUGGAUGUCACAGUAUAUCGAUUAA
Staurois parvus is the source of this 597-nucleotide messenger RNA. NCBI's taxonomy places the organism in Eukaryota, Metazoa, Chordata, Amphibia, Anura, Ranidae. The record is from the annotation of a GenBank genome assembly.